UUAUUGCGACUACGUGAUUAUAUGGGAGAGUAAUCUGCAAUCAAUUUCUACCGUUAUAAAUUUCCUCUUCGGAAAAUCUGUAGUGCAAUGUAUCCACGAAAAAUUACUAUUGCAGUCAGGAUUUUCGACGAUCACUACCAUUUUACGCAUCCGGGUAUUACCAAAAGAUCAACUCCACAUUUAGAAAAGAAAAUUCAGUUAGCAGCUGACAUCAGGGUAAAGUGGGCUCAGCAACAAAUAGUGAAAAAAAGAGUUAAAAGAGAUUUAAGACUUCAAGAUUCAGAUCCACGGUGGCCUAGUAUGUGGUAUUUGAAUCGCGGUAACGGUUUAGACAUGAAUGUUAUUCCCGCUUGGUUAGAGGGUGUUACAGGUAAAGGUGCAGUUGUGACGAUAUUGGACGAUGGAUUGGAAAAAGACCAUCCUGAUUUGGUGAAAAACUAUGAUCCAAUGGCAUCUUACGAUGUGAACAAUCAUGACUCGGAUCCUAGUCCUCGCUAUGACAUGAUUGAUUCCAACCGUCAUGGUACUAGGUGCGCAGGCGAAGUAGCAGCAACAAGUAAUAACUCUGUAUGCGCGCUAGGUGUUGCACAUGGUGCUCAAGUAGGCGGCGUACGCAUGCUUGAUGGAGAUGUUACUGAUGCGGUUGAGGCACGGUCAUUAAGUUUAAAUCCACAACACAUUGAUAUUUAUAGUGCCUCGUGGGGACCAGAUGAUGAUGGUAAAACUGUGGAUGGCCCAGGGGAAUUGGCUACUCGUGCAUUUAUUGAAGGAGUUACAAAAGGUCGUAACGGCAAAGGGUCUAUAUUUGUGUGGGCUUCGGGAAAUGGCGGAAGGGAUCAUGAUAAUUGCAACUGCGAUGGCUAUACAAACUCCAUCUAUAGCUUAUCAAUUUCUAGUGCCACAGAGCAAGGUCAUGUGCCAUGGUACAGUGAAGCAUGCAGUUCUACUUUGGCAUCUACGUAUAGCAGUGGCGCUGUUGGAGAAAGGCAGGUUGUUACCACUGAUCUUCAUCACUCCUGCACAAGCAGUCACACUGGUACCAGUGCUUCUGCGCCAUUAGCUGCAGGUAUUUGUGCACUAGCGCUUGAAGCAAAUCCGAAUCUUACAUGGCGAGAUAUGCAACACAUCGUUGUCAGAACUGCUAGACCUCAUCAUUUGGUUACCUCAGAUUGGCAAAUUAAUGGGGUGGGAAGGAACGUCUCGCACAGUUUUGGAUACGGACUUAUGGAUGCGUACGCGAUGGUCCAAUUGGCAAGGAAAUGGGUGACGGUUCCUGAACAACAUAAAUGCGAAAUUACUGCGCCUCAUGUGCAAAAGUCGAUCCCAGCUAAGAGUGUUGUUGUUUUACAGUUGCAAGUAACAGAAUGUGAAGGUGUUCAAAUUUUAGAACAUGUUCAGGCGAAACUUACAAUUUUCUCACAAAGGCGCGGUGAUUUACAUAUCCAGUUAACGUCCCCAAUGGGUACCAGAGUAACCCUUCUUGCUCAUAGAGGACACGACAUUGCUCGAUCAGGAUUUAAUCAUUGGCCUUUUAUGUCUGUCCAUUCAUGGGGGGAAACGCCAUUUGGGACGUGGCAAUUGGAAAUUCAUAAUGAUGGACGAAUGUUAGGGCGAGCUACGCUCCAAAAUUGGUCACUUAUUCUUUAUGGAACUAAAAUAUUUUUUUCUGCUUCUGAUAAUACAGAUUCAGACAAACCGGUAAAAAAUAAAAACGCCAAUAAAAAGAAACCCGCAAAAAAACCAAAAAAUUCGAAAAACAUUUUAAAAUUAAUCAAUCCGUCUCCCAAACCGUUCAAAAACCUAAAUCGAGGAAAAAACAAAACUUUCACCUCCACUACAAAAGACUUGGAUACUACAAAUAUGAACGUGCAGUUCAACAAAAAAAAGCAAUUUUCAAAUAUUUCUUUAUUAACAACCACAUCUCCUUACUUCUAUUCUGUGAACAACACAAAGUUUCAAAGCGUAGGCGAAGGUGGAAAGCCCUAUUGGAAGUUUAUUAAAAAUAUCAGCAUCACAUAUCCCAUCAUGAUCCCUGCACGCGAAGGCAUAAAGUCUCGCGAUCCAUUUAAAAAGGCGCAAAAGCAAAAAGAAAAGAGUCGCGAUCUUAAUUCCAAUCGCAAUACUAAAACGUUUACGUCUAGACCUCCUGAAGCAACUACUUUAAUUGAUGUAAUCACUUCCAAGGACAAAGCAUUGGCUGAAAUAGAAACAUGGGAUUUGAUAUUGUACGGAACAUCAUCUCCCCCAAAAAUUGAUGAAGACGAAAAGGUUAACAACAAACCGGGUAAAACAAACAUAGAAGUAAAUGAAAUGGACCACAACUCCUUGGAUUUGAAUCCACCAAACGAAUCAUGGAAAAGUGAUGCUGAGAUCAGAAAAGAUACAUCAGUAUUAGAAGAAUUCUUACCUGCCAAUGCUGCUCAAAAUUGCGCAAAAUCCAAUGGACAAUUUUGUUUAGGUUUGUUUGCUACACUUAUGUUAUGCUGUACGUAUUUUCAUCACAUUUUCAUGUCCCUCGUAAACAUAACUUGGAGGUUCAUACUACAAACGUGUACUGAUAUUAAUCUAUACAGUAAAAGCAAAAACGUGCUUGAUCUGGUAACGUACUUGAAAUCUUCAUUUUUGGAGAAUCGCAGAUUUCAAAAUUACGAUGAAAUAUAUUUUACAAACACAACUUUGGAACUAACUCGGUGCAAAGAAAUUUGCAUAGAUGUUCCAAUAAAUAGGUCAUUUAAGAACGUUUAUUGUUCAACACGUAACAGCAAGCAAUUAGAAAAAAUAUUUUGUAACAAAUUAAAAAGAUAUAUAUCUCAAUUUUUAGUAAAUAUAAUUAAAUUUAAUUUUUUAAAAACUGUAGUAUUCAGUUCGAUAGACUAUAUAUGUGAUAUGGCCAUAGAUUUUAAUCGCAAUAGGAGAAAUCCAAAAACCUGUAGAUCGAUUAAACUAUUACAUGAUAUGUUUGCUAAAAUGUUUGCCACUUGUUCUUAUCAUUAACCACAUCUACCAAUUGGUAAAGCGGCCCUAUGUAAAUACUCAUUAUUCUUAUUGGCAAAUAUCUAUAGCUGUAUUGUUAUAUUAAAAGUAUCUACGUGCAGUGUAUUUUACCAUGAUCUAUCUCUCAUGUUAUUUUGCGGUAGUAAAUGCACUGUACAUAAUAUGUGAUUUCAAGGAAAUAUGCCACUGCGAUGUGACCAUGGAUGCAGACUAAAGAAAUAAUUAGUAGAGAGUUAGUUGUCACUGAUUAAUUAAAAAAAAAGUUGUUUAGGUGUCAUUUUAAAAUAUUAAUAGAUGGUCAUGGCGGAAUACUCUGUACUAUUACAGUGCUAUUACGGGUUAAUUUUUUUAAUUUGCUAUGAUUUAAUGGUGCUAAUAUUUUAAUUACAUGGUUUGCACUCUUAUAGAGGCUGUGUGCGUUACAAAAAUAGGUUUUUUUGUUGUAUCCAUUGCUUUGUUUAGUGUCGCGUUUAUAAUUUUUUUUUUGAAGUUUUGUAAUAAACCAUUUGCAGGUGGUUUAUGCUAGUCACCUCGAUAAUUUCAAUCUGUGCUGCCUAUUGGUUUGUCUGAUGUAGGUACACAUUUAGCUUAAUCUAGUCAGUUCCCGAGUUAGUGUGUCAAUGAAAAAUUAUUUACAAUUAUGUUUUGUAAAUUGACAAGUAUUAAGAUUGAAAUCUUUCAUUAGCGCAAAAACAAUAUAAGACAGAUCUUCCCUUUAAAGAUAUUACAUGUGCCAAAUUUAUAACCUAUCUACCUAAUAAAUGUAGUAAUUAGAAAUAAUGUAUGAUCGUUUCUGUGCAUUGAUGACUGAACAUUAUUAAGAUUAUAUAAGUGCAAUUAAUUAAUAUUUAAAGGUACCAAUGCAUCUUGAAAAAUGUGGAUAACAUCACUCAUCUUAGAAAAUCCGUAUCUUAGUAAUAAUAUGUGCAAUAACCAUUCAUAUAUUUCUAUGCUGUUAAGUUAAUCAUUUUUUUAAUUAUCCUCCAGAAUUGCCAAAUGUAGGUCUUUUGUAUAAAUUGAACGAAUCAUAUCAAUUUUGACCACAGUUCGUUUUUAAUUGAUUGUCUAGGGCUGUGACUGCUUGGGAUUUCUAUUGCAAAUAAUGACUUGUGCUAAAUCAGUAUUUCCUUGUCCACCAGAAAUCUUUUUGAUAUUGUUUGGUCUGUCUUUCCCUUAUAACAAACAUAUCAUUAUGCUCUGCAAAAACUUUGAGAGCAACUAUUUGUAUGGUUUCUCUACCAUGUUGUUUUAUUAGUACUGUUUCUAGAAUCAGAAUCCAACAAAAGUUUCAGGGUAGGGAUUUAACCAUCAAUUUGAUAGAUACCUUGGCCACUGUGAUUAACUUUGAAAUUUCUUUUUUUAAUAAAUACAAACUAUGUCUAAUUUCCAGUUAAUCAAUCAUCCGCAAAACCUCUGCAUACUCUGUUACUUUAGAAAUUUAUGAACGGUGUUUGUGCAUGUUUGUAAGAAUUGAUUUGAGGAAUUUGCUGUGAUUUACUUUUAGUUGUAUAAAUAUAGAGAACUUAGUAAAUUUAGUACAUAUGCGAAUUUACAACAUAAAACCACAGCGGUUCCUAUUUCUUUGCCUUCCAAUAAUUUUUAACUUAUUUAUAUUACAAAAUAUACCAAAGAUUCUUUUAUUUAUGUUUAAGUAAGUAGAUUUUAAUGUUGCAUAAUGAGGAGAGUUUGCAAUGACUUUAUUAAUAUUGCUAUAGAUCUGUAUUUAGUUCUUUGCACCUUCCUCAUUUAUAUAAUAUGUGUUCAAUCUAGUACUACUCAGUGUUUUAGCUCAUGGAAAAAUGUAUAGUAUGUGUGUACGGCAAUUCAGUAGGAUUAGGUAAUUUUAACAGUGAUUGUUAGUCAUGAUAAUGGCCUAGCGCACUAAUCCUUCUCUGUUGAGGUAUAUAUUUUUUAUUCGACAAAGUACUUAAUUUCAUUUCCAAAUCAUAAUUUCUGUAUCUCAACAGGCAGGUUUACUGAAUUUAAAAAGAUUGUUGACCUAUGUAAAAGCAAGUGUUUGUAAUUAUAUUCAAAAAAUAAAUUGUGGCUGAAAUUUUGUCAA
Molecule: messenger RNA, 5056 nt
Organism: Photinus pyralis (common eastern firefly)
Lineage: Eukaryota; Metazoa; Arthropoda; Insecta; Coleoptera; Lampyridae
Product: furin-like protease 1
Exons: 10
Coding region: 88-2994 (968 amino acids)
Biological process (GO): peptide hormone processing
Cellular component (GO): trans-Golgi network; Golgi membrane
Molecular function (GO): serine-type endopeptidase activity
Source: RefSeq, a predicted model, not a curated record